AUGACAACUCUAGCACUGCCGUUCCGCAAUUCGAAGCUGGCAUCGGCCCUCGCAGCAUAUCCUGCCGUGAAUCCGGAUGACGAUGAUUGGGUGAAGAACCCGGACAUUCGAAGCUACUGGACGGCCCCUGACGCCAAGCUUGGGGGCUCCAUUAGACAAGUUCCAGUUCCAGCUGCUGCAUCUGGCCGCUAUGCCGGCAUCGCGGCAGAGCUGACAAGCUAUCCGGGCAUGUGGGCGGUCUGGGUAGAACCUGCCCUGUGCUAG
This is a messenger RNA of Symbiodinium natans, 264 nucleotides long. The record is from the annotation of a GenBank genome assembly. NCBI's taxonomy places the organism in Eukaryota, Dinophyceae, Suessiales, Symbiodiniaceae.